GCGAAAAUACAAUACCUGCGCUACUGAGGGUUGUCUCAGAAUCAGCGUUUUUCGCGGUCCUUUUGAUUGAUUGGUGUGAUAUAUAGUAUUUUCUAACCAGAUCCUGUAAAUCAAAGUUUCAUAUUUUAAAGGACUAUUAGAGGGAAGUUUGUGUCAUGCCCGUUCCCUUCUGGGUUAUGUGCUGCUCGGAGUGUUGCACGUUUCAAGUUCAUCAUCGUAUAAAGUCGAAAACCUGGGUUUGCAAAGUUUGCUCUUGCAAGCAGUCAAUUUUAAAGGUUUUCGCAGAAGGAGUUGCUCAAGAAUGUCGUAAAGUUGUACAGAAAUUAAAUAGAGAAGGUGUUCUUCGUCAAAUGAAUUUGUAUAAAUAUGGGAUACUAAAUCAUCCAAGAGCAUUGCAAUGGAGUUCAAAUAUGGAUUUGCCCGGAAAAACUAUGCCAACGAAAAAUUCCAUGUCCAAAGAUGACAUAACCUCGGUUCAAAACAUUGAUACUGCUGAUUCUAACAAGUGUCUGUUAGUAGAGUCUCAGGAAAUCUCCUACCGCUUAUAUCCAUAUUCGAAACCCUCUGGUUCUCAAACAAAGGUGAACACCAGUAACCAAAAAGAUAUCUUAAUACCGAAUUCUAUGGCUUCGAGUCAAACAAGUCACUUUUUACCACCUGGUAAAUCAGAUACAGAUUCAUCUCAAAAAUUUAUUUCAAAAUGGGAUAUCUACUUGUAAGCUUUCUUCUAACCAAAAAGAAAACUAUGAGAGAGAUUAACUAUUCUGGUUGACACUUAUUAUUUCUUAUUAAAAAAAUUUCCUAACAUCAUUUUUCAUUCCUAUUCCUGGUGAACUGGUGGUAUGAUUAAUCUGAGUGAAGAUUUGUGUUUAUUUCGUUAUAAAAUCAGCGUAAAAUCGUAUACUGUUUUGCAUACAGAAGAAUCAAUAUUUGAAAAACGUGAA
Schistosoma mattheei is the source of this 944-nucleotide messenger RNA. NCBI's taxonomy places the organism in Eukaryota, Metazoa, Platyhelminthes, Trematoda, Strigeidida, Schistosomatidae. The record is from the annotation of a GenBank genome assembly.